AAACAGUCGUGUUGGCAAAGCCCCCAAAUCAGUACAAAAAAAAUGGCUGCCACGCUUUGCAGCAGAGCCAGAGCCCCUUCUCCCAUUCUCUCCUCCUCCACGUUACGACGCCGUUUGCCCCUGGUUGGGGCUUUUUGCAUGCUCAGCUUCGGCCUCUCCAAUCUCUGGCCUAUCUCCUCCAAAACGGGUUCGGUUCAGUCUCUCCCUUUUGGUCCUCUCUUGAGAUCCAAGUUUAGUAGCCAAGCAUCAGCUAAUAGCAUCAAAAUGGAAGGUGGUAGUGGUUCCACUGUUCCCAGCAUUGUUGUUUAUGUCACUGUUCCCAACAAAGAAGUAGGAAAGAAAUUGGCUGGAAGCAUAGUCAAUGAGAAACUUGCUGCAUGUGUUAAUCGAGUUCCUGGUGUAGAGUCAGUAUAUCUGUGGGAAGGAGAGGUCCAGACAGAUAGUGAGGAACUUCUUAUAAUCAAGACCAGGCAAUCCCUUUUGGAUGCUCUGACACAGCAUGUCAAGGCAAACCAUCCAUACGAUGUUCCAGAAGUCAUCGCCUUGCCUAUCAAUGGGGGAAGUCUACAGUACCUGGAAUGGCUCAAAAACAGUACCAGGGACUAAUUUUCUCAAGCUUAUAACAGUGUUUAUGUAAAUACCGUUUAACUGGUUGGAUUCAUCCAACAUCAACUCUUGGAUUUGGCUUGUUUUUAUAUGUGUGUGCAUGUGAAUACAUUUUAAAUAAAGUUGCUUAUCAUAUUUGCGUUGUGGGAA
This is a messenger RNA of Ziziphus jujuba (common jujube), 756 nucleotides long. Its product is annotated as protein CutA, chloroplastic. The record is from RefSeq and is a predicted model, not a curated record. Gene Ontology annotation, molecular function: copper ion binding. NCBI's taxonomy places the organism in Eukaryota, Viridiplantae, Streptophyta, Magnoliopsida, Rosales, Rhamnaceae. The coding region runs from base 43 to 606 and encodes 187 amino acids. The transcript has 6 exons. Gene Ontology annotation, biological process: response to metal ion.